This is a messenger RNA of Peniophora sp. CBMAI 1063, 2598 nucleotides long. Lineage: Eukaryota; Fungi; Basidiomycota; Agaricomycetes; Russulales; Peniophoraceae. The record is from the annotation of a GenBank genome assembly.
AUGCCUGUUCCGGUGCCCCUCUCCAAUAAAGCUUCGCUCAGCCGCAAGAUCGCGGUCGCUGCGCCACCCCGCCGCGUACACGCCCUCCAACAGCAGCGCGCGUCGGUACUCAGCCUCGCCACUGACGGCAGAUACAUUUACUCGGGCUCUCAGAGCGCGGACAUCUCUGUAUGGGAUAGCUUUAGCUUUGAGCUCAAGACUACGCUUCGGGGACACACUGGCAGCGUACUCGCACUUGAACCCGCCAGCGACCGGAACUGGCUCUUCAGCUCGUCUGGUGACAGUACCAUUCGCGUAUGGUGCACACGAAAGCACAAGCCGCUACUUGUCCUCAACCCAUAUCUCGACACCGACGCCGGUGACCUCUUCUCACUCGCAUGGUCUCCGGCUCUACAGACGAUUUACGUCGGCUGCCAAAACACCUCUCUACAGUGGUACAACUUCCCGCCACUAACAUCCGCCGACGCGCCCGGCACACCUCUUCCAUCCGGCGCGUCAACACCGAGCAUUCGCCCAGCGCACAAGUUCUUCGACUCGUUCCCGCGCUCGCUGCGCCGGACCGCCACCUCGCAGUUGAGCCGAGAUAGCUCGGGCUCGGCCAGCAACGAAAGCGAGCCCGCUCCUGUGCAGACCAUCGAUAUCCCGGCGGAGAACGUGAUCGACUCGGCACACUAUGGCUACAUCUACUGCAUGGCCCUUCUUCCCAGCUCGCGCGAAGGCAGCGACGAUGCCAGCCCACGCGAAGACGGUGAAACAUAUCUUGUUACAGGUUCAGGCGAUGAGGCGAUUAAGGCAUGGCGCUUAACGCCCUCCGGUCCCGAAUUGGUAGCCGAGUGCGAGUGUUCGCACGGUGCGGUGCUCUCCCUGGCCGCACGAGGCGAUACCGUAUACGCUGGGUGCCAGGACGGCUACGUCAAAGUAUGGGAUCUGCAAACACGCACUUUGAUGCGGACCAUCAUCGUCCAGGAAGGGGUCGACGUCCUUAGCCUGAGCGUGCUGGGUACAGACGUGUACGCCUGCUCAGCUGACGGGCAAGUUGCAUGCUUUGCGGAUACAUUUGACUGCUCCGCCGCUUGGCGAGGGCACGACGGUAUCGUCCUGUCCAGCAUUGUCGCGCGGCAGCGUCAGACGGACGAAUACUUCCUCGUCACGGGUGGCAAUGAUGGUGCUAUAAACUUCUGGGGUGUGCGUCCCGGCGGCCUCACUAGCGCAUUAUCCUGUUCAGACGACAUCAUUCGGGGAGAGUGCAAAGACGACGUGUUCUUUUACGCGCUGAACAAGUUUGUGGCCCUUCCUAGCGUGAGCAGUGCUCCAGAACACCGCGAAGACUGUCGACAAGCCGCAGUCUGGCUUCAAAAAUGCAUGCAGCAGCUCGGUGCUCCGUCUAAACUGCUCUCGACUGGCGACGACACAAACCCGAUCGUGCUUGCUACUUUUCAGGGUGCAUGCUCGUCAACUGCCACGCGCAACCCGCGCAUCCUCGUAUACGGCCAUUACGACGUCAUCUCUGCACCUCCAGAGGGCUGGGACUCGCCGCCCUUUACUUUGACAGCACGCAAUGGCAGCAUGUACGGCCGUGGGGUGAGCGAUGACAAGGGUCCUGUCCUUGCUAUGGCUUGCGCCGCGGCGGAGCUGUUGCAGAGCAGACGGCUCAACGUUGACGUGCUCUUCCUUGUCGAGGGAGAAGAGGAGACCGGUUCCGUCGGCUUCCGCGCUACGGUUGAAAAGUACAAGGAGCAUAUCGGUCACGUUGAUGCGAUCCUUGUUAGCAACUCGUCAUGGAUCGCGCCAAACGUACCUUCCAUCACUUAUGGACUGCGAGGCGUCGUGCACUGCAACCUCCAGAUCACCGCCAACAAUCGACCUGAUCUGCACUCUGGCGUGUAUGGAGGCGGCGUACAGGAGCCGAUGAUGGAUAUGAUCCAACUACUCGCUGCACUCCAAGACCGUGAUCGACGUGUACUCAUACCUGGCUUUUAUGACAAUGUCCGCGCACAGGACAAGAAAGAAGCCGAACUGUUCACCAUGCUCGAGGAGAUCACCCAAACAUGUUCCUCGAAGUUGCGCUCGCGAUGGUGCGAACCUUCGCUCACCGUUCACAACAUCUCGGGGUCAGGACCAAGAAACUCAACCGUGAUACCCUCCUCUGCGUCCGCGCAAGUCUCCAUCCGCAUCGUACCGGACCAGGAUCUGGAUACCAUUUCAGCGCAGUUGUGCUCGUACAUUCGCGAUACGUUCACUGGUCUGGACUCGUCACAUAAGCUCUCGGUAUCAGUUGAUCACGCCGCCGACUGGUGGUUAGGCGAGCUCGAGCACCCUUGGUUCCUCGCGCUUGAAUCCGCUAUCCACGAUGAGUGGGGUGUACAACCCAUGCGCGUACGCGAGGGAGGAACUAUCCCGUGUAUCCCUUUCCUUGAGAAGUCCUUCGGGUGCCCUGCACUCCAUCUUCCAAUGGGCUCUGGUGCAGAUCAAGCACAUCUUCCGAACGAGCACCUCGCACUAUCGCACCUACGACACGGCAAGAGCGUCGUGAAGCGUUUCUUAGAGCGCGUUGGCGAAGGUGGUGUAUUGGGACCGGCGGCAGAAGACGCCCCAUGA